GUCCUCUGUGACAAAAAGGAGCCUCCAACCCUCCACCCCGAUCCCCCACCUGAGACCUGGCCUGGCUUCGCUCCUCUGGACGACGUGCGGCUCCUGACCAACGGCCUCCUGCAGCUGGGGCAGAGCAUGAGGGAGUUCGCCCAGAAGACGAAGGGACAGAUCAACUCCAUCUUCCAGAAGCUGAACACCUUCCACCGCUCCUCCCACCAGCUGUCGACGCUGACCGGAGAAAUCAAGGAGGAGGAGGAGGAACUGAAGAAGACCGCUGUGGCGCUGAAGGCCGACAACGAUGCGAUGGCGGAGCUGUCUGGCAGACUCAGCUCCAAGACGCAGAGCCUCCUGCAGGAGAGGAGCUGGCUGCAGAGCAAGGUGGACGGCCUGGAGGAGGAAGUGAGCCGUGUGUCUCUGGGCCUGCAGGCAGCAGAGGUCAGCAGCCUCAGGGAGCUUACUGCCAGCAUGGAAACUCAAGAGACCUUUGAUAAGAUGCCAAGAUGCUCAAACUGCAGCAUCCCUGUCUGAGCUCAGCCUCCAGCAACACAACCAUCAGUGAGACGGAGAAACCAGCAGGAGGAGAUGAAGAAAAUAUGACAAAUAUGUCAAACACCUGAAAAUAUUUCACAAAGCAAAGCUCAUCAAGUCAUGUCUCUUUAUUUAUGUAAAAUUCCAAGCUAAUAUGCAACUAGAAGCACAUUUGUUUGUAUAUAUAUUUGUAUAUAAUUGUAUUAUCACUAUUGUACUACAUAGUUUACUCUCUGCAAAUAACCUACAAUACUAUGAAUAAUUCUACUGUAAGGGUUUUCAUGCAGACAGAUAAAAAAUAAAUAAAUUAUUUUUCUGAGAGAAGAUUCAAAAUAUGUCAAAACACAACAGAAAAACUUCAACUCAUACUAAAAAUGUGCUUUUCUCAGUUCAGUAACCACAGUGGGCUGAAAUGUGUUCAACCUCUUUGGUAUAUUCAUUUCUUUAUUUACUCACAACCUGUACUUUUUAUUGAAUUCAAUUUUGUAGUUACACAAAAAACUACAAAAUGAUUAAUUUCCCUGGGAAAAUCAUUGUGAAAAGUGGUGAGUGGUUAUGUUAUGUAUUCUCUUAUGCCAGCUUAUCCAUGCUAGUUGCUAGCCUCUUCAAUGCUAACACAAAUGAAUAGUCUCCUUCCGUUAGCCAAUUCCGGCCUCUCAGUUACCAGGACCAGCUGCUCAGUUACCGGUGCCAGCCUACCAUUAAUCAGAUCAACACUUGGUUUAGGAAUAGAUAUAGCCUCCUGCUACAAGGAUGUAGCAACACCGGUUGCACAAUUGGCGUAAUUUGCAGUAGGGUAAGCAUUGUUUUGACCCCCACAACGUUUUUAUCCAUUCAAUAUAACCCCUCUUCCCCAAAAAACAUAAUUUGCUGUAACACGGACCUGAUUUCAAUAUUUACAAUGUCAUAUAUGCAUUUAAGCUUAAUGUCUGAAAAUAACACGCAGGUUUUUAGUCUGCUCUUGUUAAAUUUUGGCUGUAUUUGUUGAAUCGUGUUGUAAAUUCUUUACUAGCCCAAUUGCAGUGCACCAGGAGGUAAAUACGGUAUAUAAGCUCAGAAAAUUGUGAAAUUUAGGUAUGUCGCAUAACACAUCCUAAAAAUGUAAAACAUUUGUUACCGAUGG
Messenger RNA from Austrofundulus limnaeus, 1642 nucleotides. RefSeq names its product angiopoietin-related protein 3. The record is from RefSeq and is a predicted model, not a curated record. NCBI's taxonomy places the organism in Eukaryota, Metazoa, Chordata, Actinopteri, Cyprinodontiformes, Rivulidae.